UUUUCCUUUUUCAGUCCUGUUCUUUUCUGUUCUAUUUUUAUUUUAUUUUUUUGUUUUGUUCCUUUUUUUCUCUUCCAUUUGAUUUCGUUGUUUAUCAGUUUAUCUGGUAGACUUCGGAAGAGUGUUUUUGGUGAUUUUGACCAACUUGUCACCACCUCUUCCAUCUGAAAGUCUACACCGAGCUACCGGGUCUCCAGCCGGGCAGUAGCUCACUAUGCUGCAGGCUCUCUCAGCCAUGCAUGCUGAGGAGGAGACCCGCGUCGGGAAUUAUCGGUUCCUGACGACCAUCGGAAAGGGUGGCUUCUCUCAAGUCAAACUGGCACGGCACCUGCCCACCAGCCGUGAGGUCGCUGUGAAAAUCACGCGGAAAAGCAAGGCCGACUCCACCAGCCUCCGCUUGCUUUCACGAGAAGUAAGCAUCUUAAAGACAUUGAGACACCCGAAUGUCAUCCAGCUCUUUGAGGUCAUCGAGCAUGACGAGUCGCUGUACCUCUGCAUGGAGUACGCCAAAGGAGGAGACCUCUUUGACUACCUAGAGGACCAAGGCCCUCUGGGAGAGCGGGAAGCCAGAGCCAAAUUUAGGCAAAUGUUAUCGGCCAUAUAUUACUGCCACAGAAAAGGCAUUGCCCACCGGGACCUAAAACCCGAAAACUUGCUCCUGGAUGCCAGCGGGAACAUAAAAGUAGCCGAUUUUGGGCUAAGCAGCCCCUUCAGCAGCGGCCAGAUGCUGGCAACCUUGUGCGGCAGCAUCCCUUACGUUGCCCCUGAAAUACUGCUGGGAAGGAACUAUGACGGCCCCGCCACCGACGUGUGGAGCUUGGGGGUGAUACUCUACACUAUGGUGAGCGGGGAUGAGCCCUUUGAUGCCAACAGCUUCCGUGACCUGCGGGAUAAGGUACUGACUUGGCAGUUCUGUGUCCCCUCAUACCUUUCUGUGGACUGUGCAAUCCUCAUAAAAAAAUGUCUUAUGGUAGAUGCCAGUAAGAGAGCCACCCUCCAGAACCUAAUCACUGACCGUUGGGUAAAUUUGGGCUAUAAAGAAGCAUUAACGCCCUAUGUGGAGCCCCUCCCAGAUUGCGAAGAUGUGCGGCGCACUGCACGGCUGCUGUCAAUGGGGUACAGUACCGACAAAAUCAGGGAAUCCCUAAGCAAAGAACAGUAUGACGAGAUCAUGGGCACAUAUCUGCUAUUGGGCAGUCAGGGGCAGGAGGACUCUGCCAUCACCCUGCAGCCCCAGCCCUCACCUGUUCAGAAGUGCAGUCGCUCUCCAUCCCCCAACCACGAGGAACAUCAAGGUGUGUCUGCUGAGCACAUGCAGCACAGAUACAGUGAGCCCGUGAUCCUCCCCUCAUAUUCCUUCCUGAAAAAAGGACAGGAGGACAUGCAGUUCGAGUCCAGGAGGAAGGCCUGGAGCACAGCCAAUAUUCCUGCCAGCCCCCUUCCAGGCCAGGACGGGGGGAAGCCCACCACUGUCUCCCCCAGAAGCGGUCAGCCAUGCGCUCUCCAUCCUGUAGAGAGGAUCAGGCUGGAGCAGGCCGUCAUUCAUGAGGUCAGUGAAAGACCAAAGGUAGCAGAGGCAGGAGCCUUCAGAACCAGUGCUGCAUCCGUGGAAGGCCUGUUCCCGCUCCCCCUGCCCCAGGAACCCCUGAUGGACACGGUGCAGCCCAGCCCGGCAUCAGGGCUCAGCCCCAGGGAGAAUCCCUCGGAAGGGCCCCAGCCCAGCACAGGCCCCCAGCUCGGCCCUGUGGCCUCACCCUCUGCCCACAGCAGCUGCAGUGGGGAGGGCCACCCUGAAAGGACCAGUUCCCCCCGAGGUGUUCCCUGGGGAAACUCUGUUUCUGUGGGGCAGCGCCACUUAGGUGAGCAGCAGAAUGUUCCCUGUGAGGCACGGCCAGCCUCCCCUUGUGGUGACAAGCAGGGCAGGCGAGGGGCUAUGAGGAAGUUCUUGCAAUGCAUCUGCAGGGGUGCUUGCUUGGGAUGUGCCAGGGGGAAGCAAGAGCGAGGGGAGAGGAAAUACCAAAAGGAGAGAUUCUGUCAGGAGGAUCAGCCACGCUCAAGGUAUUUUAAGUUAGGGAUGAAGAUCAUGAGCUCCCUGGAUCCACAGGAGAUGCUGGGUGAGAUCUGCCGAGUGCUCGAUGCACUGGGCUGUGAGUGGGACCUGACCGGGAGCUACAGGCUGCUCUGCAUGUGUGGGACACCGGGCCAGGAGGACUUCGUUCAGUGGAGGGUGGAGGUCUGCAGACUGCCGUGGCGGGGUCUUCAUGGGGUCCAAGUGAGGAAAAUGUCUGGGACCUCCAGGGCCUUCAAAAACAUUGCCGCCAACCUAGAGAAAUGGCUUCAGGUUUAA
Choloepus didactylus (southern two-toed sloth) is the source of this 2347-nucleotide messenger RNA. RefSeq names its product serine/threonine-protein kinase MARK2-like. The transcript has a single exon. The record is from RefSeq and is a predicted model, not a curated record. Gene Ontology annotation, molecular function: tau-protein kinase activity; ATP binding; protein serine/threonine kinase activity. Bases 215 to 2347 code for a protein of 710 amino acids. Gene Ontology annotation, cellular component: cytoplasm. Lineage: Eukaryota; Metazoa; Chordata; Mammalia; Pilosa; Megalonychidae. Gene Ontology annotation, biological process: microtubule cytoskeleton organization; protein phosphorylation; intracellular signal transduction.